GUUGAGAGGAAGUGACUUUGUUCAGUGGCUUUACACACAGUCUCUUGUUGCUCUCUUUAACACGCUCUAAGCUUCAUCUCUUAAAAAAAAACCUUAAUAACUGCCUAUGAAGAGCAUAAUAACAUCUCAGAAGGUGGAACCGAUAAUGUAGCUUUAAUGUAAGUUGUCGGACAAUUUAUUUUCUUUUUACAUCAAAUUAGUUAACAGCGUCUAAAAGAAGCGGUAACAUCAAAGCGGAAGUACAAAGUAUCCGCCGCUGGUCGAACAUCUCUCUGGAUCUGCAAAACAGCUGCCUUGACCUAACCAUCAGCGUUUGUUUUUAUUCUUCCCUCAUCCUCUUCCAAUAACCCACACCAUCCCCUCGCCAUGUCUCUGGCCCUGAAGCAAGUCUUCAACAAAGACAGAACAUUCCGGCCCAAGCGCAAGUUCGAGCCUGGCACGCAGCGCUUCGAGCUGCACAAGAAGGCGCAGGCGUCGCUGAACGCAGGUCUGGACCUGAAGCUGGCCGUUCAGCUGCCGCACGGAGAGGACCUGAGCGACUGGGUGGCCGUUCACGUGGUGGACUUCUUCAACCGCAUCAACCUGAUCUACGGCACCAUCAGUGAGUCGUGCACCGAGCAGACGUGUCCCGUCAUGUCCGGAGGGCCGAAGUACGAAUACCGCUGGCAGGACGAGCACAAGUACAAGAAGCCCACGGCGCUUUCGGCCCCGAAGUACAUGAGCCUCCUGAUGGACUGGAUUGAGGUGCAGAUCAACAACGAGCAGAUUUUCCCUACCAAUGUUGGUACGCCCUUCCCUAAGAGCUUCAUGCAGGUGGCGAAGAAGAUCCUGUCGCGUCUGUUCCGCGUCUUUGUGCACGUCUACAUCCACCACUUUGACCGAGUCAGUCAGAUGGGGGCAGAAGCGCACGUCAACACCUGUUACAAACAUUUCUACUACUUUGUUACCGAAUUGAACCUCAUAGACCACAAGGAGCUGGAACCACUGAAAGAGAUGACAUCACGGAUGUGUCACUGAACCGAGGCGGUACGUUCCGGAACCAUCGGCCGAGCCUCCCCGCACGCCCGGGUCAACGAUUUAAAUAAACAAACCAAAGUUUUCAAAGACUCUAUUUUUAUACACUUUUAAAGUACUGUAAUAUUCGAUUUAGCAAGAAAUCUCCUGUUAACAUCCAGAAUUGCUCUCUUAAUGUGUAGAAACUUUUUUUUUUUUGUAGAAUGCAGUAUUAGAAAUCCUUUUCUUUUUUUUCUCUCGAUCUGAUUCUGAAUCAUUUCUGUAAUUGUUUGCUGUUAUUUUCCACUGUCUGAAGCAUACAGAUUAUAUUUGUUGGUAUUUAUGUAUGUGUCUGAGACAUUAAACAUAUUCUGCUCAA
This is a messenger RNA of Tachysurus fulvidraco (yellow catfish), 1372 nucleotides long. It is a transcript of the gene mob3a, whose product is annotated as MOB kinase activator 3A. Lineage: Eukaryota; Metazoa; Chordata; Actinopteri; Siluriformes; Bagridae. Gene Ontology annotation, molecular function: protein kinase activator activity. The coding region runs from base 367 to 1017 and encodes 216 amino acids. The transcript is spliced from 4 exons. The record is from RefSeq and is a predicted model, not a curated record. Gene Ontology annotation, biological process: signal transduction; positive regulation of protein phosphorylation. Gene Ontology annotation, cellular component: cytoplasm; nucleus.